Messenger RNA from Cylindrotheca closterium, 3756 nucleotides. The record is from the annotation of a GenBank genome assembly. NCBI's taxonomy places the organism in Eukaryota, Bacillariophyta, Bacillariophyceae, Bacillariales, Bacillariaceae.
AUGACAACCACACAACACGAUCAAACAAAGAACGAGUCUACUUUGUCCAUAGUGCCGAAUCAAGGAAUCACGGCUACGACGAGUUCGAACACGGUGCAGCAGAACGACGAGACAUCCACGAAUGCAUGCCAACCACAGCAGUCCUUGGACUUUAUUGGCACAGCCCAUGCUGUCAAAUCGCUGUUUUCGGUACCUCAUCAUGCAUCUGAUCAGCCCUUAUGUCUAGCAGUACACAACAUUGAUGGAACGCUGAUAAUUGACAAUACGAAUUUGGAAUUGGAUUCUCAAGAACCUCAGGAGAAGGACGAAGCAUCUCGUCGAAUACCUGGCCAGGAGGCGUCAUACAUCAAUGGUGAAGCUUCCUGUAAAAGUAGUUCCUCGCUGGUCCUGUCUCCAAAAAUUGAGCGCUCUUUGCAGUCCAAAAAGAAUCCACAGGCCGAAGCAUUGCAACAUUUGGCAGGAAUUCUAAAACAGGCCAAGCAACAUGAAGGGAGCGACUCGUCAUCAUCCGUGCUAGACAAUUACUCGAAGCCUGUCCGGGAAUACAUCCAAUGGAAAUUCAAAGACAUGGAUUUUCUGGUAGGAUCUGAUAAUAUUGUUGUAAAGCCAGAAGGCAAGCAAAAACCAGUAUCGAUACGAAUUGAAGAAGUGAACAAGCUUCGGGCGCUAUUGAAAGAAUCAAAGGACGAAUCACAGAGACAGAAAAUAGUUGAGGAACUGACACGAAAAGAACGAGAAGAAAGAUCUUACGCCCAAGCUUUGGUGCAACAGCAACAAAAAGAAAAUGUAGAAAAGGGAAAUGGCAGAAAUGGACCACACCAGUUCUCGUCAGAUAUGUUGGAUCAAGUGGCACUGCAAACGUGUAUCGUGCCUUCCCAAGGGCCUUAUGGGAGCGUCUUGAACGGAUCCUCCUCCCCCAUGAACUCUGUCUCCCCUGAAUCGUCGUCGUCGCAACCACCAACCGGAAGCUCGCCAGUCUCUGUGGUUCUGGACACCUAUCUUGACAACAUCAUGGCCAAUAUUCCCCAGCUAGCUCUGUGCCUCGAGGAAAAAGGUAUCUUGCGGAGCGUCAAACUGUUGCAGACGGAAGAUAUUCCCUCCAUGAUGCUACAUUCCAAAACAUUGGACACGUCCACCCCAAUUGAUACCGUGAUUUCUUCCGAGUCAGAGGACGACCUAUUUUCUCCAGAGAUUAUGGAAAUGAAUGCAUCGGCUCUACUGCGCUUUUUAAAGGCAAACUGCACCAGCAACAAUUCAACCUACUUGUUGCGAAGAGAUCCAGGCAACGGUCCCAAUAACAUUCAGCUAUAUGACAUUUCAUCGAUAUCAUCCCAACGGCAAAAGAAAUGGAUCUGGUGGCUGGCUACCAUGUCCUAUCGGUUUGCGCUGCGAUUAAGACAUCUGGAGUGGACCAUCCAGGACAUGCCACCAAUGAGGAGACGUGCUUUUCGAACCCGGCAACGAAGCCUGUGUCAGACCACACUGGAUCUGUUACAGGACUUGUUUGACAUGGAAGGUUCCGCUCAUGAACCCAUGGUGGCUUCUGUUCGGGAGCACAUGGCAGACAGCUUUCUUGGAGAAACAAAGGAGGAAUCAUCAUCUUCUGAUUCUUCCAGAAGGACCAGUCCAAUUCGGCAAAGACCUUCGUCACCAACUCUGGCUCCGCAGUCUCCUGUCCCGGUACUUCCGCAAUCUCCAACCCUUUCACCAACCUUUGGACCGUCAAAACCAAAGAACAGCACGGUGCCACAAGGCCAGAGUUCACCGCAUCAACCAUAUGCGAACGUGUCAGUGGACUCGUUGAAUAAAGCUCAAGAUCAUCUAGGCCGAGGAAUCAAAGUACUUGGUCCAGUACUUGCCAAAUACAUGGAACCUCCAGAAGACAAUAGCAAUGCUUCCAAAGAGAAACCAAUUCGCCGUCGAAAACGAAGUGGUCCGGGAAACAAUUUGAACUCGGAAAAUACCGAAAAAACCGGAGACCCGCCACCAGCCAUUGCCGUGCAACUGUUCGGAUUGCAUUACAAAGCGGUGAAUGUCUCCUUGCGCCUGGCAGACUACCAUCUUCAAAACUAUUUCUCUUCUAGUGCCAUGCAAGAGCUUCGCAAUGCAGCACGUCGAAUGGCAAAGUUAGCUUUCUUGCAAAAGUACAUUACAUCGCCAGAUGUAUGGAUCCAACGAUUGCAGUUGCAGUAUAUUUGGUUAUGGGAGCACUGUGGACACUUUGCUAGGUCAUUCGCGUCGGAUGGUCUUUGGAGAGACCGUGGGCAUGCAUGUGGUGAUGACGUGAUAUCACUGCUUCGUGAUGUGGAUGAUGCUUUCUCCUUUCAAGCAUAUUGCAAACACUUUGAAAUGACUCUGAACGAUCCGUUUCCACAACUUACAAAGGGGAUGGUAAGCCUUCAAUCCUUAUCAGCCAUUGUCCGUCCAUUCAGACUUGAGCAAUAUAAUGGAGAAAAAUACAUUGAGGCUGCCAUAGCGGUCCUUUCCAAACAAGGGCAACUGCUCCGAGACAAGAGACAGGUGCUCGUUGCCUCUUGUAUUUCCUACAGUCGUGCAAUUUUGGCACUGCAGAACAUCCUUGAGGGGGUCGAUUCGCCCGAGACGACGUCGAGGCAGGAAUCAACCAAAAUCAAGCCAUUCGUUCUUGACCUUCUUCAAAAACGACUCGGCGAUGCAUGCAAUGAAACCGGGAAAGCAUUGCUGGAUGCUCUUAGAAAGCUAUUGACUGGAAGCUCAGACUCAAACACGGAGUCUACAAAUCUUGCAGCAAGAGUCUUGCUUGAUUCAGCAGAAUUCUGGUUUGACUAUGGCUUGGAAGCGUUCAGUCAAUGCAAAGAUUUACGCAAUCUAGCCUUGUUGCGGUGUAACCUUUGCCAAUGCUACAAACUUCGGACAAAUACUGGGUUUGUAGAGAAGGCCAAUGCAGCAUCACAUGUCGAAUCCUGCUUGGAAAAAGCUUGUCAUCAUUUGGAGGCUGCACACGAAGCCAUGGGCCAAAGGGACGUGGAUCCCAUGACAUGGGACAUGGUGAGCGAAGAACUCGCUGCCACAUUUCUGGUUCUAGCCGUUCGUCGCAGGCAAUCAUUACUAGGCGGAGGCAAUACGCCCAUUCUUUUUCAGUCACUGCGACUGAAUCCAGGGAAAGAGCGUUCCAUUUUGGAACCAAUGGAAAAGGCACUCAAAAUCUACGAGCAGUCGGGGAAUGCACAUCAGGCAGCUGCCGUGCACUAUCAACUUGCCUUGACCAACUCCAAAGUCUGGACUUGUCAAAGAGACGAGUCGAAGACAAGAGAGAAAUUGUCGGCUGCAUUUCAGCACUACAACAUGGCAUUUCACUAUUUCUCAACGUCACUCAGAGGCAACGAGCCAACCUUUGUCUUGCUGUGCCUAGAUUUGGCUAGUUUAUACGCUGCUGUGUCCGGUGAAGAGUGUCUAAUGAAAGCGCUAUCGACUUGCCUGGAUACCUAUGAGGUGUUCUCGCAAGAAUCGGUUGAACCAGUCUUGAAGACUAACAAGCAGGCAAAGGACUGGCUUGAAAAUAUGAAAACACUCGCAGAUAGUGUCGAAGAGAGGGUCUUCAAACUUUUGCGCAAUCUCAACAAAUUGGAAGGGCAAAAGUACAAAGAUGGGUACCGCGCAGGCCUUACAGCCAAAAUGACAGCAAGCCAGGAACAAGAAGAAGGAGAUCCAAGAGCGGCAAGUCUUUUCACCCUUCACCGAGUUCUGAUUGCCAUUCGAGCAACAUUCAAUGACUAG